Pyricularia pennisetigena is the source of this 1005-nucleotide messenger RNA. RefSeq lists its product as uncharacterized. Gene Ontology annotation, biological process: carbohydrate transport; transmembrane transport. The record is from RefSeq and is a predicted model, not a curated record. Gene Ontology annotation, molecular function: carbohydrate:proton symporter activity. Gene Ontology annotation, cellular component: membrane. NCBI's taxonomy places the organism in Eukaryota, Fungi, Ascomycota, Sordariomycetes, Magnaporthales, Pyriculariaceae. The transcript has 2 exons. Bases 1 to 1005 code for a protein of 334 amino acids.
AUGCCUUUGAAAGACCAAAGCAAGAAGAAACCCUUUCAAGACUACAGUAGGUAUUUGGUGAUAGUUACAAGUCAGUCAAAGGAAAUCUUCCCUGCCAACUGGCCACCAUCUAUCCGCGCCCGCCUCGCGCGUCGCAUCAAGCACGGUCUUGACAUGGCGAACCUCGAGCGGCUUCUCCUCUCUCGAGGCCAGGAGGAAUGCAAUCUUCACCGCGUUCUUGAUCUCCCUGCCGUUCAUGCCGAGCUUCGCCAGACCGUCGUACUGUUGGUCCGUGAGGUUGCUGGGCCAGCCGGCGCGCAUGACGAACUGCUUCCACAAAAUGCACUUGGCGGACUCGCUGAGCUCCGGGUAGUGCAGAAUGAGAUGGACCCGGCUUUUGAAGGCAGGGUCAAUCGAGUUUGCUCGGUUGCUGGUCAUGAUAAGGAGGCCGGUAUCGGUUCAAACCUUGCCUUUGGUCUCGGUCUUGUGGUCUCUGGCGCCCAAACCAUCAUGGUCAUGGCCUCGUGGGUCCUCACAACAUAUCUCGGCCGCCGAACCAUCUACCUGUGGGGUUCAGCCAUCAACAUGGUCUUCCUCAUCGCCGUCGGCAUCGCAGGAUCCUUCGGCAAGUCAUACUCGACAUCGAUGGCCACGGCCUCGCUCGGUCUGAUCGUCUCGGUUCUCUUCUGCCUGGGCCCUGCCCCGGCAUCGUGGGUCAUCAUCGGAGAGACGUCCUCGAUCCGUCUGCGGCCGCUCACCACCGGCGUCGGUCGCGCCUCCUACUACAUCGUCAACAUCCCCUGCAUCUACCUGUCCAGCUGGAUGCUCAACACCGAAGGCGCCAACCUCGCCGGCAGAACCGGUUACGUCUGGGCCGCCACGGCUGCCGUCUGUCUUGCCGCCGCCUACGUCUGGCUGCCCGAGAUGAAGCACCGCUCCUACAGAGAGAUCGACAUUCUCUUCAACCGUCACGUUCCCGCCCGCAAGUGGAAGAAGACCGUCAUCGACAUCCACGACGACGAGUAG